ACGGAAAUCGAUGAUAUACGUUUACGUUGGUAGUCAUGACUAGGUAUAUUAAAAAGUUUAUCAACUGCGCGCGAUUUGGUUAUUCGAAAUGUCAGCGGACCGUUAAGUACGUUUAAUGUUUUUUAGUGGUAUUGAUAAAGUUAAUAAGAUACAAAUUUUGUUAGACGAAGUAGAAAUGACGUAUGCCACUCUAUCCCUUCUACUAUUGUUAUCUUUUUAAAUGGAAGAUUCGGCGGUCGAAUUGCUCGAUUCAAAUUCUGAUACAAAUGGUCAAUUUUGCGAGUCGGUCGAUACGAUCUCCAGCAUGAACGAUGCCGAUGACGAGGGAAUUGAACGCAGUGCCAAUUUUGGCAAUUGCACGCCACAGCAAUCCUCGGAGAAUAGGCAUAUCGAUAAUUCAAUUUUCAAUACGAUAUCCAAAAUUGUUAAUCCCGCUGCGAAGGUACCAGACAUGCAAGACUUCAAAAUUGUGAAACCAAUAAGUAGAGGGGCAUUUGGUAAAGUGUUUCUAGGAUACAAAAAGUCAAAUCCAGAGCAAUUGUUUGCUAUUAAAGUGAUGAAGAAGAAUGAAAUGAUAAAUAAGAAUAUGGCAUCUCAAGUUAUAAUAGAACGAAAUGCAUUAGCAUUGACGCAUAGUCCUUAUUGCGUACACCUUUUUUAUUCGCUACAAAGUGUUAGCAGCGUAUAUUUAGUCAUGGAGUAUAUGGUGGGAGGUGAUCUUAAGAGUCUGCUCGGCGUUUAUGGUUACAUGGAAGAAAGCAUGGCAGCUUUUUAUACCGCCGAAGUGUGUUUAGCACUUGAAUAUCUUCACUCCCACGGUAUAGUCCACAGGGAUUUAAAACCAGAUAAUAUGUUACUCUCUCGAGAGGGACACGUCAAACUCACAGAUUUUGGUCUCAGCAAGAUAUCGUCCUUGCACAGAGAUCUCGAAAUAUCUGAUUUAGUAAAUUGUACACCUAGUCUUUGCGCCAGAACCCCGGGACAGCUACUUUCUUUAACGUCUCAUUUGUCCUUUGGUUCCGGGCAACAAUCGGUCAAUGACUCGAUAGCCAGUAACGAAAGUGCCAAUGCUGUUCACUUAAUGUCGACUUUACAAAGAAAUUGUACCAAACUGCAGUCGUCUCCUAAUUCGGUAGUCUCCUCGACCGAUGCUGCGUCUGGCGAUUAUUCUCGUGUAUCUGGUAUUACACCGUUUCAAUCUGCGGAAGAUCUAAGGUUUGGAAUACAGAACGGAGGUGAAUCGAACGCGAGGACAGAGAAUUUGAGCGGAGAUAGUAGUUCUGGUAGUUAUCACACGUGCGAAGCGUCGUCGAUUAAUACGAUCAAUCCCGUCGCUCAUAACGCGGAAGAGGAGGAUGAAUCUACGUUAGAGGCGGAACAAUCGCAACAACUACUUUUGCAUACGAGUCCCGUAAGUACUUGCGUAAAUUCGUUUUCACGAGGAACCAAGAGGAAAAGAGUUAUGACAGAGGUAACUUGCGGUUUAACGCGCGAAAUUUGUCUCAUGGAUUUGGAUAAAGACAAAACACCGAAGAGACAGAAUUGCGGUAUACCGUACUCCUGUAGGAGUUUUGAUCCAAUGAAGAGAGAUACCGCGUUGGCCAAGAUGACCGAUGAAAGUGAAGAUGAAAAUGCGGAUAAUCAGGAUGGUGGUUCCAGCGGUGGUGUCGCUUUUAGUACACCAGUCUCCUCACUGAAUGUCAAGUCGGAGAAUAGAGACCAGGCAGAAGCGACGUGUCCGGAAAAUCAUAAUAUGCCCCUGGUGAAAGCAACGAGGUUUCACCUUCCGUCUACGGUGUCGAGGGAAUUUACUCCGGAUUUGAGCAGCGAUAAUAUACAGAAUGAAAAUACUAUCUCUCCGAUCAAGACACCCGCACCUUCGAAUAACAGUUACACGACUUAUCGGACACCCAAGUCAGUUAGAAGGGGUAUGCAAGGUGCUGGAAACGCUCGAUCGGACGAACGUAUAUUAGGUACGCCCGAUUAUUUGGCACCGGAGCUGCUCUUACGGCAAGGUCACGGUCCUGCCGUCGAUUGGUGGGCUCUCGGUGUUUGUCUUUUCGAGUUUUCCACGGGAGUACCGCCUUUUAACGACGAAACGCCACAGGCGGUCUUCGCUAAUAUUCUCGCGAGAGACGUACCUUGGCCGGAAGGCGAGGAAGCUUUGUCUUUCGCUGCUACGGAAACCAUCGAUGCGCUCCUUACGUUGGAUCAAUCUACACGACCAUCCGCGAAAGAAGUAAGGGACAUGAAACUCUUUGAAAAUUUUCCUUGGAACGAACCAUCGAAAGCCGUUCCUCCUUUUAUACCCCAACCAGAUGACAAUUAUGAUACGUGUUACUUCCAAGCAAGGAAUAUACUUCAGCAUCUGAAUGUCAGUAGCUGCGACACGUAACAUUUGUUGUUAUCCUGAAGAGUCCAGGAUGAACGUUAUCGCCUAUCGUUGUCACGAUACGGAAUACAUAACGUGUCGAAAAUGAUAAAAUUAGUAAAAUUAU
Messenger RNA from Vespula vulgaris, 2498 nucleotides. RefSeq names its product serine/threonine-protein kinase greatwall (gene gwl). Gene Ontology annotation, biological process: intracellular signal transduction; peptidyl-serine phosphorylation. Lineage: Eukaryota; Metazoa; Arthropoda; Insecta; Hymenoptera; Vespidae. Gene Ontology annotation, molecular function: ATP binding; protein serine/threonine kinase activity. Gene Ontology annotation, cellular component: nucleus. The record is from RefSeq and is a predicted model, not a curated record. The coding region runs from base 221 to 2395 and encodes 724 amino acids. The transcript is spliced from 4 exons.